This is a messenger RNA of Gymnogyps californianus (California condor), 477 nucleotides long. RefSeq names its product forkhead box protein D4-like. Gene Ontology annotation, biological process: regulation of transcription by RNA polymerase II; cell differentiation; anatomical structure morphogenesis. NCBI's taxonomy places the organism in Eukaryota, Metazoa, Chordata, Aves, Accipitriformes, Cathartidae. The record is from RefSeq and is a predicted model, not a curated record. Gene Ontology annotation, molecular function: RNA polymerase II cis-regulatory region sequence-specific DNA binding; DNA-binding transcription factor activity, RNA polymerase II-specific.
AUGGGGGAGGCGGACCCCGGCGAGCCGCGGGCGGCGGCGGCGGCGGGGGGCAGCCCGGGCGCGGUGGAGGCGCUGCAGAAGCCGCCCUACUCCUACGUGGCGCUGAUCGCCAUGGCCAUCCGGGCCAGCCCCGAGCAGCGGCUGCCCCUGAGCGGCAUCUACGCCUACAUCGCGGGGCGCUUCCCCUACUACCGCGGCGGCCCCAAGGGCUGGCAGAACAGCGUCCGCCACAACCUCAGCCUCAACCCCUGCUUCCGCCGCCUGCCCCGCCGCGGCGGCCCCGCCGCCCCCCGCCGCGGCGGCGACUGGGCGCUGGACCCCGCCUUCCACGAUGUUCCCGGGGGCGACUACCGCCGCCGCCGCCGCCCGUUGUUUUAUCAGCUAAGCACCGUACGGGUUAUUGAAUCUGAUGAUGUUUCAGCUGAUAUUUGUCUUUUCUGUAAAAUGGACCUUACUCGUUGGAGCUUGAAAGAGUAA